GCCAGCUUCAUGCUUGGCUUGGAAGUGAAGCUGACUCCAGUAAUUCGCUAUGCUGUGCUGCGUGUUCUGUGCUUAGGGUCCUGAUGCAGGGUGCUGAACAAAGAGUAUGGGCGAUCAAGAAAACCCCGACAUGAAUGCAGUGGCCUAUGAUGAUGUGCAUAUCGACUUCACUUGGGAAGAGUGGAAUUUGCUAGAUCCUUCCCAGAAGACUCUCUACAAAGAUGUGAUGUUGGAGACCUACAGGAACCUCACUACCAUUGGAUACUACUGGGAAGACCAUAAUAUUGAAGAACAUUGUCAACAUUCUAGAAAACAUGAAAGACAUGAAAGAAGUCAAACUGGAGAGAAAACUUCUGAAUAUACUCAAUGUACUACAACCUUUGCAUAUAACAGUCAUCUUCAAAAGCAUGAAAGAACACAUACUAGAGAGAAACUCUAUGAAUGUAAUGAGUUUGUUAAAGCCUUUGGACAUCACAGUCAUCUUCAAAUGCAUAGAAAAACACAUACUGGAGAGAAACCCUAUGAAUGUAAUCAAUGUGGUAAAGCCUUUGCAUCUCACAGUCACCUGCAGAUGCAUAAAAGAACCCAUACUGGAGAGAAACCCUAUGAAUGCAAUCAAUGUGGUAAAGCCUUUGCCCAAAAGGGCAAUCUUCAAAUGCAUAAAAGGACACAUACUGGAGAGAAACCCUAUGAAUGUAUUCAGUGUGGUAAAGCCUUUGCAUCUAAAGGUCAUCUUCAAAGGCAUAAAAAAACACAUACUGGAGAGAAGCCCUAUGAAUGUAAUCAAUGUGGUAAAGCCUUUGCCCAACAGGGCAAUCUUCAAAUGCAUAAAAGAACCCAUACUGGAGAGAAACCCUAUGAAUGUAAUCAAUGUGGUAAAGCCUUUGCAUCUCACAAUUAUUUUCAGAUGCAUAAAAGAACCCAUAGUGGAGAGAAACUCUAUGAAUGUAUUCAAUGUGGUAAAGCCUUUCCAUCUCCCAGUUAUCUUCAAAUACAUAAAAGGACACAUACUGGAGAGAAACCCUAUGAAUGUAAUCAGUGUGGUAAAGCAUUUGCAUCUAAAGUUCAUCUUCAAAGGCAUAAAAAAACACACACUGGAGAGAAGCCCUAUGAAUGUAGUCAUUGUGGUAAAGCCUUUUCAUGGAUGUGUAGUCUUCGAAAACAUGAGAAAAAAUUAUACUGCAGAGAACCUCUAUAAAUGUAGUCAGUGAGGUAAAGCUUUGCCCUUUAUACAAGAGUAAAACAUAUUGUGUGCAAUCAAUCUUUAAAGCCUUUGCAUAUCACAGUAAUCUUUGACUACCUGAAAAAAUAUUGAGGGCUUCUUAUUGCAAUUAUUUGGUAAGAUCUUUAGCCAGCAUACUUAUCAGUUGCACAAGAGUAUUUAUUAAGUAGAAAAAAAUUGUGUCAAAAUCUGUUCAAGCAUUUUGAUAUCUGAUUUUAUAUUGUUUGUACCAGCAAACUCAUGAAAAAUAAUUUAUAAAUUUAUGAAACCAUAUAUAUGUAUAGGGUAGAAGGGCUAGCUAAAGCAAAGCACCUUGGCCCUGAAACCAGCACUAGUUAAAGACACAUACUUUGGUGCUGAAACCAGAGUCAAUGAAACACACCUUGCCCCUGAGUUCAGAGCCAAUGAAAGAAAUUCCCUGACCCUGAAAGCAGAUCCCAAACAUUAAAGGGGGACAAUGAAGAAACACACUUUUUCCCUGGACCUGGAGCCAAAGAAACACACUUUACCCCUAUCCAACGGAGCACAGAGCCAGUUGAUGUGGGAUUCCCUUCUGUAUAUGUGUUGCUUUUAUUGGUUAAUAUCUUCCCUUCCCCCAUCCUGACCAUCAUAUAAUCCCUCUCAAGUUAUCCUCCCCUUCCCUUCUACCCUCUUCCUCCCUCUCUAACCUCCCUUCUUGCUCCACCCCUUGCUCCCAUUUUUAUAGGAGCUCUUUCUAUUUACCCUUCCCACGGAGAAUCUAUAUAUGUUUCUUUUAGGGUUCUCCUUGUUACUUAGUUUAUCUGGGGUUAAGGACUAUAGGCUUUAUAUCCUUUGCUUUGCAGCUAGUAUCCACUUAUGAGUGAGUACAUUCCAUGCUCAUCUUGAAAUUUGCAUGCAAAUGGAACAAACUAGAGAAAAACAUUCUGAGUGAGGUAGCCCAGACUCUAAAAGAAUUCUAAGAGACAUUUAUAUCUCUCCCUUUGGUGAACAAAUAGUGAAAUAGCAGACACAAUGAAAUUCUAAUUUCCUUAGGAAUUUUAUUGUGGAAAAAGACCGAUUCCUCCAGAUGAGAAUGUCUCUCCUGAAGAAACAUUCACUCUUUAUUUGUAUAUUUUCAUUGUAGCUAACUCAUUGUUACAUAUUUGGAAAUUAAUUCCCACAGUUCAGAGCUGUCUCCUAUGCUUUUGGACUCACUGAUCACAUUCCCCUAGCUACUAUAUGUGAAAACAGCUUCCCACUAUCAGGCCUUCAUUCCUCUUUCCUAGGGAAAUACAAAAAUAUACCCUCCUGCAAUUACCAAGCAAGCAUUUGACGUGUCUUUAUGGUCCAGGCAAAAGUAUCUCAUUUGAGAUAUUCACAGAUAUCCAAGGACAUAGAAUUACUACCAGCAUCAAACUGCUAAUUCAUAGCUGCUCAGAUAGAUAGAAAAAUAAGCUAGCCCUGGUUUUACCUCACUUAUAGAUAAAGACUACAGUGACCAAAAGCUAAUGUUCAUUAAAAUAUUCUCAAAUCCUUAUGCUCACCUUCAACUCAAUUUACUGAUGAUUUUACUUCAGAAAAUUUAACUGCUUUUGUUUUACUCUCAAGGAUAGCAAAACUGCGGAUAACUGCAAACCAGAGAAAGACUCCCUGCACAGACCCACACUGAGCAGAAUCAGAACAGCUGAUAACAACAUACCUCAGAAUGGAUAAGUUAGAGGCCUGGGUCUCCUCUUUGUUUCUAUUGCUUAGAGCAAUAAAUGUAAAUUCCAGACCUAGGCCCAUAGAAUUUGCCGCAUGUGGUGAGUAUGCUAAUCAGAUCAGGAGCAAUUAGCUUACCCCAAACUGUUUAUAUAGGUUGCCUGAUUACCUGGUAUCCUCUAUGCAUGCUGGGAGGAAAAAAUUUGUGUGCUGGUUUAAAAAACCAGUCCACGCCGUAUUCAUAAUUUUACUGAAAAUAAACUUUUCAGCUCUUUACUAAUCACCCAAAAGUAUAGCUUAGUGCACUAAGCUUCCACUCUAACAUUCCUUGAUGGUUUAUUUCCUUUCCUAAGUUUCUCCAUUAAGGAGUUCUCUGGACAUGCACUAAGUUACUUCUACCUUUGAGCUAACAGCCAUGAAUGUCUCUCUGUGUGAAAACUCUUAUCUGAUUUUAUUGAGGAGAAAGAAUUCCAGCCCCAGAACCUGCUAUAGCUUGGGAAUUGCUGGUUAUAAGGGUAUAUGUAACUGGAAGCAUUUGUAAUGAGAGGAGAACAAGGUAGAAUAAGGAAUAAGAAGGUGAAGUAGAAUAAAAAGACACGGACAAAAAGAACUUGUGAAUAGAUUUCUUAUCCCUCAGAUUCUAGCCCCCUUCACUUAUGGUGUCUUUAAUUGAACUCUGAGAGAGGUUUCUUUAGAACUGGACACUUGAUGACCCCAUUAGCUGACCAACUCUAAAACAGGUGUAGCCCCAUCAGAGAAAAGGAUGGGAAAGAAGCAUGAAAGCUUUUCUCCUUUGACCAUAGUUCAAUUAAGCAAUAAGUAGUAAUGUAGUCAAUUUUAGAUCAUUGUUAAAUCUUAUGACUGACUGUUUCUUGUAUUCACAGAACAGGUAAUCAAAACUCUUGAUAAAGAACUGAACUUAUGAAACCACAUUACAGUAGUUACACUAGUUUGUCCAAAAUAGAACUGAAUAAAAUAGUAUGUUCCUGCCUAAAAGAACUAUUAUUGUACAGGUGUAAGUUGUAGAGCCUGAGAGAAAAUGUGUGAUAAGUACUUGGUAUAUGCUAUACAAAUACCAAUCUCUGGAGCACAUGGCUAUAUACCCUGUUUCAACUUUUAAAAAUAAUUUUUGGAAUUAUAAUCACAUCAUUCCCAUUGUCUCUUUCCUGUCUCCAAGUCCACCCAUAGAUACUUCAUUGUUUUCUCAUUCAUGGCCUCUUUUUCCUUUUAUAACAGUGUUUGAAUGUGACCUAUGUUUGGCCACAGAACUUCUAAGCUAUAAGGAAGAGGGUUGGCUACACUGAUCAGUGAGUGCAUAAUGGAGUACAUACACAAGGGAUAUGGUAUCUUGGAUGAAAGAAUGCUCUGAAAGACUGGAAUGGUUUCAACUAAAAUACAAAUUUACCAUACUAGAACCCUGUCUGCUCCUAGGAUGGAAGGGUAGAGCUGGGAAGGCCUGUGCUGCCUUAGUCAUUAAAUCUCUUCUCAUCUAGUAAGGGAUGCUUCUAUUCUGAGGCCCAGUAGGAUAAGUCUAGCUAUUGAGGGACUGUAGACAAGCCUCACAAUCAAGUAACAUCAGUGGGAGAUAGACUGUGGAAUUUUUUUCUAGGAUUCUCUUAAUGCAGCUAUAGGUAGCCAUGAGGGAGACCAUAGCCUAUGCCCUGGUGAGUAGGGCCACACUGCUCUUCAUGCAGGAGGAGCAGGUUGACUGAGCUCUCAGAUCUGCUGGGAGCUGAAUGAACCAUUAGACAGACUAUUUCUGUUGGCCAAUAUGUUCACCUUGGUAGUGAUCCUAUCCACCUUCCCAACACCAGGAACGUCCAAGAAUCCUCUGCAGCUCAGAAAUUCCCUUUGUUCCAUGGAAAUGAAUUUCUCUGAAUCAGGCCAUUGUGGUUGGUGGAGGAAAGCUUAAAGCUUUAAAGCAUUCUAACCAAGUAUUUCUCAACCCCUUAUAUCUCCUUUCUACCAGUUUUUAAACUAUUUGUAAAACUUAUCACAUGAAACAGUAUGUAGAAUGCAAGGUUGAGAAUUUCUACAAACCCGACUAUCAGUUUUCCAAUUUUUCUUCCUACCACACACCAAAAGCGUUGCCUGUGUGUACGUGCAGGACAAUAUUAUAACCAUGACAUCUCAUAGUUGGGCCUGCUGAGCCUUCCAAUUUCUAGGGAAUACACUCAAGGAGUUUAUUUGAAAAGGCAAACAAAGAGUAAAAGUAAAACAUGCUCCAAAUUUUAACAAUGAUUCUGAAUGUGAUGUGGAAUUGUGUAGUAUCAUAUGAAAUAAUCUCUGUUUGCAGUAGAUUGGAAUUUUCCAUAGAGAUCAGCUAAAAUUAAGUAAAAGCAUGUUGCAUUGUAAUAGUUGAUGUAAAAUCACACGUAUUUAGUGUUUAUAUUCUGAUACACUUGGACAUAUUUGCCUACAUGAAAGCAACCCCAUUACUCCAAACAAAAGAGCGAGGCAUGCUCUCCAGACAUUCUCUUUUUAUUGAUGUGUUAAUGUCUGUCUACAUUAUACAGAGUUCUCAUAAAAUGACAGAUUUUCUAUGGAUCUUAGCAGGCUUCCCAGUAUGUUUUCUGUUUAAUUAAAACUAGUAUUAGGAACUGUCAGAAUUCUCGUGCUCAAGACUGUAGCAUUCAUGGUAGCCUAAGUAUGAAAAUAACCCAAAGUUUUACUUGUUGAGGACAAGCUUGGGGCUGUAAGAGGACAUAGUACUAAAUGAAUGAAGAUGAUAGCAGUGCUUAAAUGAUUAUACACUUAUAAAGGACUCUCACAGUUAGUGUUGUAUUAGUCAUAAAACAGCAUAUAAUAAGAAAUUAGUUUAUGUAAACCUACUUUAUCUCAUCCGAUCUUCUGAAUUUUAUCUAUAAUUCACUCUCAUUUGUCAGGUGGAUGUGAGAGCUCUAGCCAUCUUGUCUACACUAAAGGUAGGAAAGAAAAUUAUGGGCAGAAAGAAUAUAGAAUCUGGUGAAAGCAAACUCCUCAUUCAUUCAGUUGUUAUGUGGAGAAAACAAUUAAAUACCAAGAUUUUUGUAGCAAGAGUUGUUACAGAGAUGAGAUGCAAAUGUGCUACUUUUCUCAGUAUUUCCUCAGAGUCUGUUGUUAUGUCCUUUUAGUUUCUGAUUUUGUUGAUUUAGAUAUUCUCUCUCAGCUUUUUAGUUAGUUUGGUUAUGGAUUCAUCUAUUUUGUUGAUUUUCUCAAAGAACCAAUCCCUUGUUUUAUUGCUUCUUUCUGUCAUUGUCUUUGUUUCUAUUUUAUUGAUUUUAGACCUCAGUAUGAUUAUUUUCUGCCAUCUACUCCUCUUAAGUGGGUCUGCUUUUUGUUCUAGAGUUUUCAGGUGUGCUGUUAAGUCAUUUGUAUGAGAUCUCUCCAAAUUUUUCAUGAAAGCACUUGGUGCCAUGAACUUUCAUUUUAGCACAGCUUUCAUUGUGUCACAUAGGUUUAAGUAUGUUGUGCAUCAUUUUCAUUGAAUUCUAGGAAGUCUUUAUUUCUUUCUUGACCCACUGGUAACUCAGUAGUGAGUUAUUCAGAGUGAAAUCUCCUGUACAUUUGAGUUAUAAUGUCUGUUAUUUCCAUCAUGUGUUUGUUUAGUUUCUGCCUGGAUGACCUGUCCAUUAGUGAGAGUGGGAUGUUGAAGUCUUCCACUAUUAUUGUGUGGGACUCUAUGAGUGAUUUAUGAUUUAGUAAUCUUUCUUUUACAAAUGUUCGUACUCUCAUAUUCAGGGAAUAGAAGUUCAGAAUUGAGACAUAAUCUUGGUGAAAUUUUCCUUUGAUGACUAUGAAAUUUUCUUAUCUAGAUCUUCUGAUUAAUUGUGGUUAUAUCAAUUUUGGUAGUUAUUCAGAUACCUACAACCACUUGCUCCUUAGGUUCAUUUUUAGAAAAUCUUUUUUGAACCCUUUACUCUGAGGUAAUGUCUUUCUCUGAUGUUGAGGUGUAUUUCUUGUAGGAAACAUCAUGCUGGACCCUGUUUUUAUAUUGAAUUUGUUGGCCUGUAUAUUUUUAUUGAUGAACUGACCCCGUUGAUAAUAACGGAUAUUAAUGAACAAUUGUUAUUUAUUGUUCUUUUGUUGGUGGUGAUUGUAGUGUGUGUGUGUCUAUGUGUUUCCCUUCUUUGAAUUGCUGAUGUGAAAUUAUCUAUUGUCUGUGUUUUUACGGGUGUAGUCAACUUCCUGGUUUUAGCGUUUUAGAGUUGUGUUUUAGAUAGAUAUUGUUUAAAUUUGACUUUUUUAGGAAUUUUUUUCUUCAUCUAUGGUUGUUGACAGAUUUACUGGGUACAGUAGUUUUGGCUGACAUCCAUGGUCUCUUGAAGUCUGCAAAACAUUGGUUCAGACUUUUCUGGAUUUUUGGAUAUCUGUGAGUGGUGAGGUGUGAUUCUAAUGGAUCUGCCUUUAUAUGUUAUUUGGCCUUUUCCCCUUGCCACUUUUUAAUAUUAUUUCUUUGGCCAAUAUUUUUAGUAUUUGUUUAUUAUGUGGCAAGAGGAUUUUCUUUUCUGAUCCAUCCUACUUGGUGUUCUAUAAGCUUCUUGUGCCUUUAUAGGCAUGUCUUUAUUUAGGUUGUGAAAGUUUUCUUCUAUGUUUUUGUUUAAUAGCUUCUCUGGGGUUUUGACUGGGUUUCUUUUCCUUUUCUUUCUAUUAUUCUUUUGUUUGAUAUUUUCAAUAAUGCCUGCGAUUUCCUGGAUAUUUUAUGGUAGUAAUUUUUUAGUGUUAACAUUUUGUUUGACUGAAGAAUCUGUUUACGCUAUUGCGUCUUCAAUUCCCUAGAUUCUCUCUUCCAUCUUUUGUAUUCUGUUGUGAUGCUUGAGUCUAUACUUCUGUUCACUUAUCCAGAUUUUUCAGUUUCAGGAUUCCCUCCAUUUGUGUUUUCUUUAUUGCUUCUAUUUUCGUUUUGGAGUCUUGAAAAUUCUG
Molecule: messenger RNA, 7786 nt
Organism: Arvicola amphibius (Eurasian water vole)
Lineage: Eukaryota; Metazoa; Chordata; Mammalia; Rodentia; Cricetidae
Product: zinc finger protein 120-like
Exons: 4
Coding region: 107-1198 (363 amino acids)
Biological process (GO): regulation of transcription by RNA polymerase II
Molecular function (GO): DNA-binding transcription factor activity, RNA polymerase II-specific; RNA polymerase II cis-regulatory region sequence-specific DNA binding
Source: RefSeq, a predicted model, not a curated record